Molecule: messenger RNA, 2231 nt
Organism: Coffea eugenioides
Lineage: Eukaryota; Viridiplantae; Streptophyta; Magnoliopsida; Gentianales; Rubiaceae
Product: MDIS1-interacting receptor like kinase 2-like
Exons: 3
Coding region: 78-1970 (630 amino acids)
Biological process (GO): protein phosphorylation
Molecular function (GO): protein binding; protein kinase activity; ATP binding
Source: RefSeq, a predicted model, not a curated record
AAAAUCAGUUAUCUGGUCCAUUGCCAGAACUACUAUGUCAAAAUGGAACCCUCCAAAACAUUACUGUGUCUGAGAACAUGCUUACAGGUCCAAUCCCCGGAAGCUUGAAAAAUUGCUCAAGCUUGAUUAGGACCCGUUUCAAUGGGAACCAUUUCCACGGUAACUUGUCAGAAAUGUUUGGCAUCUAUCCCUUUUUGGAUUUCAUAGACCUCAGCAACAACGAAUUCUAUGGGGAACUCUCCAGCAGCUGGGGAAAAUGCAAAAUCUUGAGAACCCUGAUGGUUGCAAAUAGCAAUAUCACAGGUGGUAUACCUCCAGAACUUGGAAAUUUAACUCAACUACAUACACUUGAUCUUUCUUCAAACUUUUUAUCUGGGGAGAUACCAAGGGUAGUGGGGAAGUUGGCCUCUAUGCUUGAACUAGAUUUACAUGACAACCAACUCACUGGCAGUAUACCUCAGGAAUUGGGAGCACUGACAGGACUUCUUUAUCUAGACCUGUCCACAAACUCCUUAAAUGGAUCUUUUCCAGAACAUUUGGGAGAUUUGAGGCACUUGUUUCUCAUGAACUUGAGCAACAACGUAUUAAGCCAAAAGAUUCCAUUCCAGAUUGGGAAGUUGACCCAACUUUCUGAAUUGGAUUUGAGUCGAAAUUUCUUCACAGGAGAGAUACCAUCUGAGUUCCAAAGUUUGCAGAGCCUAGGAACAUUGGAUCUCUCACACAAUAACCUCUCUGGUUUAAUCCCAAAGGCUUUAACCAAAUUGCCGGGUUCAUUGCACAUCAAUAUUUCAUUCAAUAAUUUAGAGGGUCCAAUUCCGAGUGGUAGAGCCUUUGUGAAUUUAACCAUAGAGGAAGUACAAGGAAAUACAGGUUUGUGCGGGAAUAUUUCAGGGUUACCGGCUUGUGAAAGUUCUCCGUUGAUUAAAAAGCAUGUCAAGAAUAAGGGGAAGAAACUUCUUGUCACAAUAUUAUGUCCUCUUCUGGGAUCAUUUAUACUUCUAUGUGCAUUCUUUGGGGGACUCAGAUUGCAUGAGCAAUGGAGAAAAAGUUCAGGAAUGGAAGAUAAGGAUAUGAAGAAAGGCGAUUUAUUUUCCAUAUGUACUUUUGAUGGCAAAGCAUUGUAUAAAGAAAUACUAAUGGCUACAGAAGAGUUCAGUGACAUACUCUGCAUUGGUAAAGGAAGUUAUGGAAGUGUUUACAGAGCACAGCUUUCAUCAGGCGAUGUAGUAGCUGUAAAGAGACUUCACAACAUGCCUGAGAUGGCAAGUCAUAGAAAUUUCUUGAAUGAGAUACGGGCCUUGACAGAAAUCAAGCAUCGAAACAUUGUGAAACUCUUUGGCUUCUGCUCAAAUGCUCAGCAUUCAUUUUUGGUAUGUGAGUACCUUGAAAGAGGGAGCUUGGCCAAAAUCUUUAGCAUAGAAGAAGAAGCUAAGGAACUAGACUGGCGAAAGAGAUUAAAAAUCAUCAAAGGCAUUGCUCAAGCUUUAUCUUACAUGCAUCAUGAUUGUUCACCAGCAAUUGUACAUCGGGACAUAUCAAGCAACAACAUUUUGCUUGAUCCAGAAUAUGAGUCUCACAUUUCAGAUUUUGGCACUUCUAAGUUUCUGAAAAAUGAUUCAUCUAAUUGGAGUUCUCUUGCAGGCACAUAUGGAUAUGUUGCACCAGAAUAUGCCUACACAAUGAAAGUAACUGAAAAGUGUGACGUUUAUAGCUUUGGGGUCCUGACAAUGGAAGUGAUGAAAGGAAAGCAUCCCGGUGACUUGAUUGCUUAUCUAAUGUCUUCAAGCCCUGAAGAGAUAGAACUGAAAGACUUGCUCGAUCAAAGGCUUCUGUAUCCCAAUGAAGAAAUUGAAAACAUUCUGGCAUCCGUUCUUAAACUAGCAAGAGCAUGUCUACACGUUGAUCCACAAUCUAGGCCAACGAUGCUCUUUAUUUCCAGGCUGUUAUCAACUGGUGCAUCGUCUGUGUAACACUUUCACUAUCAAGCAACAGCACAAGAUGACAUGAUGAUGAAUAUGGCAGAGUAUUUAGCGGCACAAGAUUUUGGGAAAAAAAAAAUGUUGUGGCUACUGGCUAUGCAUUUAUAUAGAGGUGCAGUACAAUGGGCUACUGCCAGUGUAGAAGUCUUGAAAUGUGCUGAGUUUGUAUUUAUUGGAAAAAUAAUCUAUUCGUAGCUAGUAAUUCAGUGGGUGAAUUGAUACGAAAAAAAUAUAAAAACAGUGAAUGGAUGA